AUGUUGAUGCUGGUUCUCCGUCUGCCCGUCCUCCUGCUGGCCGGCUUCACCCUGUUCAGUGACGAGCAGGACAGAUUUAUCUGCAACACCAUCCAGCCAGGCUGCUCCAAUGUGUGUUUCGAUGUAUUUGCUCCUGUAUCCGUCUUCCAUCUCUGGCUUUUCCACCUCAUUCUUCUCUGUCUUCCCCAUGUGCUGUUUGCAACCUAUGUUGUGCAUAAAGUUUUGUUGUAUCCCUAUUUUGGAGGGUUCUACUGCGACAGGAGUCGAGGAGGUUCACCUUUCAGCCGUGAGAACUCCAGCUCUUCAAGAGAAGUGUCUUUGCAUAAAGCUCCACUUCACGAACUGCAACGAGAAUGGGGAGCGCCGCGCUUCUACUGCGCUUACUUCCUGGUUGUAAUUCUACAGAUCCUUGUGGAAGUGGUUUUCGGUGCAGGCCAGUUUUUUCUCUUUGGCUCGUCCAUUCCUAGGAGCUUCCUGUGUUACGAGGCGCCCUGCACAUCUGGCGUGGAGUGCUACAUUUCCAGACCGACUGAGAAGACCUUAAUGCUCAACUUGAUGCUGGCCGUCGCCUCCUUGUCCAUUCUGCUGAGUUUGGUUGACCUGGUGAGCUCCAUGAAGGCGAUGGUGAGGUGGAGGACACAAAGGGAGAUGCUGAUGGAGGAGAUGAGUAAAGGAGAGCAAAGCAGUAUGUUCACAACGACAACCAUGACUGAAGACAACGAUGUGCCUUUAACCAGAAGAAUCAGCCCGAGUGAAAGCUCAAAGAAUGGUCUCAUAGAUCAAAAACCAGUUGUUGUUCCAGUGUCAGAUGGUGAACCUCUUCAUGCUACGGUGAAUGGUGGACCCGUCACUAAAAAUGGCGAAGUCACUAAUGACACGAGGCCAGAAAGCAAAGAUGCUAAAGUGGAGAUGUCUCGCGCACCCACUCCCAUGAGCACUCCAGUACCAACUCACUUUGUCCUCCACAGCCACCUGAGACCCCCCCUGUCCACUCGCCUUGACAGAGGACCACCAAACCCCAGGAUGCCAACACCUAUGGGUCUCAAAACGCUGGACCAGAACACUCCAGUUGGGGAAAACUCAGGCCAACACUCUGAUAGCAGUGAGUCUCAAGAGAAGAGGGCAUGGGUGUAA
This is a messenger RNA of Perca fluviatilis (European perch), 1134 nucleotides long. RefSeq names its product gap junction delta-4 protein-like. Gene Ontology annotation, cellular component: connexin complex. Bases 1 to 1134 code for a protein of 377 amino acids. Gene Ontology annotation, biological process: cell communication. The transcript has a single exon. Lineage: Eukaryota; Metazoa; Chordata; Actinopteri; Perciformes; Percidae. The record is from RefSeq and is a predicted model, not a curated record.